Acanthopagrus latus (yellowfin seabream) is the source of this 7676-nucleotide messenger RNA. Its product is annotated as beta/gamma crystallin domain-containing protein 1-like. Bases 59 to 7300 code for a protein of 2413 amino acids. The transcript is spliced from 22 exons. The record is from RefSeq and is a predicted model, not a curated record. Lineage: Eukaryota; Metazoa; Chordata; Actinopteri; Spariformes; Sparidae.
GCUGCUGCAGCAUUUGACCGGUUUGCUCCCGAGAGAAGUGAGGACAAACACUGUAAUCAUGUCUGAGAGCCCCGAGGAGCAGCCGAGUACUGGGGUCUUGGGACGUAUAGGGAGCUGGUUCUCUCCGUGGAGGGGAAAGGGUCCAAACAGUCCUACUGAAAAUGCCUCUCCAACUAACGACCAGGCUCCUAAAUCACAGAAAGAAGAGGAGGGUGAGGAGUCUGUAAGACCCCGGGCAAAGGAACAACAGGGGGAGGAGGAGAAGAAGGAGCAGAGCUCCAAUACCAAUCCACUGGGUCUCCUUAGAGACAUUUUCCCCAGUGAAGAGGAGGACGCCACGCAGUCUGCCCGCAGAGACGGCUCUGUUGUGAGCAGCACUGAGACUGCAGAAGGAGGUCCAAGAGGGGAGGAGUUUGUGGGGAGCAGGAAGAAGAGAACAGGGCAGGGCCAGGAGAGGGAGGAGACCAGCAGCAGCAGCAGCAACGGUACUUCAGCGAGCGGGAAUCCUGAGAAGAAUGCCAGUCAUCUGACACAUCUCUCCUCUAAACAGGGAGUGGUAUGGGACUCUGACCGGGCCCACACUCAGCCUCAGGCCCAGAGACAAGUACAGGCCAGGACAGGCAAGAGGCUUCAUGUGUACCUGGAGGAGACCAGCGUGAUUAAGUGUGGCAGCGACGGCCGUGCUGGACAGGAAGUUGUUCGCACCGAAGUCACGAAAAGCCUGAAAGUUCUCACCAAGGCAAAGUCAUCACCAAGUUUUGACUUAACAAAGAGCUCAAGUUCAGCAAGUGCAGAGAACAAAAGGGCAGAUGUGAGGCCCACUGUAGGCACACAGAGUUAUUACAGCGCCGCAGUGGGAGUGUCACUGAAAUCACGCAAAGACACACAGUCCGAACCUGACCAAGAACAAACAGAGGCCGACAGCAUGGGGCGUAAAAACGCAGCCAGAAGGAAAUUCAAGAAGCACACUCAGGGAGAUGGAGCUAACAGCCCGCAGGAAAAAAUGUCCCCCAGUUCUGAACCUCCUCCCGAGGGAUUCCCUAUAUCAGAUAACUCAGUGACCAGUCCUCAGGUCAAAAGUCCAAAGACUCACAAGGGAGAGUCAUCUAUAAACUCCUCCUACAAGCACACCCCCACCUCUCAGGCCUCACCUGAAGUAAAGGAGAGUAAGACUUCCUGUCCUGACACAGUCAAGCAGUUGGACAAGUUCCAGGAGACAAACUCAGUCGGUGCAGUGACUGUGGCAUGUGUGGUUGAUGGGGCCGCAGACAUGGAGGACGAUGACAGUCUUUACAAAGUGGAGAGGAAGACCGAGACACCAGAGUCCAAACGCAGGAGUGUUAAAGUUUCUCGGAGUGAGGUGAAGCUUUUCACAAAAAAUGUUCCUCUGAGGCAAAGUCCAGUGGGAGGCAACCAGGAUUUUCAGGCUAAAGAUGAAGCAAAGGAUAUGCCCAAAACAGAGAUUGAUGCAAGACUUCACGACUUGAAGAAAGAAGAUGAGGAACCUAAACCAGUCCUUGGACGGAUCGCUGAUAAAAUCAGCCUCUUUGAGCGCCCUGCUGGGGCGCUCAACAAGCAGACCUUCCAAACUCCGAGGAGUGCCGAUGUCUCACCGGUCCGCAAAGCCACGGACAGGCUGAAAUCAGAGUUUGCCUUGUCUGACCAGCGAUCAAAAUCAGCUGAGCGUUAUGAAAAGGCCAGGUCAAGCUCUGCCUCACCCAACAGGGAGAGGCCGAUGACGAUCAAGGAGCGAGCGAGGAACUUCAUCGAGGCAUCUAAAUCAGACAGCAAGGUAGUGUUGCCUCCAAAGCCAGCAAUGACGGGAAUGUCUCAAAAAUCCACCUCGUCUGUAGCUGUUGCUGCAUCAGAGUCGCCAGAACUGGACAAUCAGGGUAGACUGGAUUCUAAAGAGCAGAUGCCAACAAAAGCAAUCUCAGAGAUAACAUUGAAACCAGAAGGACGAGACAUCACUGCUGCAGCGGGACAGACUUCCAUUCCUAAGGAACAAACAACAGACUCCAAUUCAAAGGUCACAGUCGCCUCGAAAACAGAAGACCAGGCUACGAAACCUGACGGCGUUGAAGCAAACGACCCAGCUAAGGAGACAGGUGAUACUGCAGAACUGGCCGAUAGCAGCCAAUCGUCCAAAGGCCCAAGCAGAACAGGCUCCCGCUCUAAAAGAAGAAAAAGUCGAGAACCAACCAGUCCCAUCGGCCCGAAUAGUGAAAACAAACCAGAUCGCUCCACAGGUAAUACAGAGGUCAAUGCUAUCAAACAAGAUCGGGUGGAUGAUACAAAGGGCACCAUUCCUGCCUCUAAAAAACUCACAGAGAAUGUGUCAUUACCAUCCGAUAAAGCCAAAGAAGGUACAUCAGAUGAACAGUCUUUAUCUGACAAACAGAAAGCAGUUAAUAAACAACAGGAUGUGUCUGACAAACAGAAGACAGAGGCAAACUCUUCAUCUGAAAAGGAGAGUAUUAGCAAGCCAGUCAACAGACAGGAGCCUGAACCAUCUGUCAACAGAGAUGAACCUGAUACUGCUGCUCGUAGCCGUGGAACAAAGACGCCUAUUGACAAGGCUGCUGUUAUUUUACCCCAAAAGGAGGAAAAGGCAGGGGGACACAGUCCCUUAUUGACAGAGGAGACAGUAAAGGCAUCCAAGGACGGCAACGAAACACCAGCUUCUUCCCCCUCACCUGUGGUAAAACAAUCUACUGAGAAGCAACAGCUGCCUGCUAAACAUCCCAAAUUAGAGAAGGAAUUGUCAACACAAUCUGAACUGAAAAGUAAAGGAAAAGUGGAGGAAGCCACCAAGAAAGACACUGUGAAAACACAGCAGCCCCAGCAUAAGGACACAGAGCUGAUGAAUCAGUCUGAGAGUAAAGAUGUGGGGAAAACAGACAAAGUGGAGCGCAAAAAAACUAAUAGGCCUGAGCUGAAAGACAAAGAGGCACCACAGCAGCUCCUCGGUUCACAUGAAAAUACCACAGAGGUCAAGGUUUCCGAAAGAGGACAGAGUAUCUCGGGGCCAGAGGAGAGUGUUGCUAGAAUUGAUGAAAGAAAAAAGGAUGAAAAAAAAGAAAAGGCACGGCCAGUUAAAGACAAAAGAAAACCAGAAACCAGCCAAGCAGAACCGGCAUCUGAGUCCUCGUCGUCAGACCUCCCUGCUCAAACACAACACAUCAGACAGGCGACGACUACACAUACAGAAAAAGCUGCUGUGUGUGCCGACACCCAGACUAAUGAGGAUGCUGCAAGUGGGACCGUGAGUGAUAAGGUGCUUUCUAAGGGAGAGACAGCAAAAAAUGGGCCCGCUGAUUUGAAAACAAAGCCCACAGAAAGCCCUCAAACGGACUCAGUGGUGAUUGGAGCGGGACCACAGCCUGACUCUGGGUCUGUGGAAAAAACUGAAAACACACCAGAUGACUCAUGUGCACAUGGAGUUAAUGAUGCCGAGCUCUCCAGUGCAAAACCUAUUACCAAAGCAACUACAGCAGCUGGGGAAGCAGCUGUAAAAGCCCGUAAUGACACUCCAGUGGCGACAACUGCACAGGCUGACAGUGUUGCAGAGAAACGCUUAUCUGCUAAAGGGCCGACACAGAUACCUGGGUCUGAAUCUGUGAACACCGAGGGAGUGAGGCAGGGUGACGAGAAAAAAACUUCAGCUGUCAAAUCAGCGCCCUCAGAAGUCACGGUUUCAAGAGAUAUCGUGAAACUCACUCCACAGGGUGACGCAUCCAAAAAUACAGGGAGCACAAGUGAUAGUGCUUCACUCAAGGGGCCAGAAAAAAUGGCACACCUGCCUGCUGAUAGCACCGCUUCCAGCGCGAUAGCUUCUGUGGCGGAAAAGACAGCUGAGAAAACACUCCAUUCAGCACUGAAUGAACUUUCACCUGUUGCUAACGGUGAUAUCUCUGCUCAAUCGCAUCUCCCCACAGCCAAAAAAGAACUGGUGAAUAAGAAGCCGAGCCAAACUCCAAAGGCACCCGCUUCCCUGGAGGCUAACAAGCCGCUCCCAAAUUCAACCCAGCGUUCACCCAUGAGGAAACUCCAAUUGCCACGGGGACUGAGCAAAGACGAUUCUUUAGCGCCGCGAGACGCCCCCUCUAGCUGGCUGGAUGUGGAUUUUUCCCCCAAACAGAAACCCAAAGUCUUGAAGCCCAAACUGAGCUCCGCUGUAAGUGAAAGCGAUCUGCUGGAGACUUCCGGUGAGCUCGACGAUGACGAUUUCAUUGAAAAAAUCAAGAAUCUUUGCGCCCCGUUCUCCCUCCCGCCACGUAAACACAACCCGCUCAAGCCACCUCAGCCGCCGUUCGCAUUGCCCGCCAUCAAGGAGGACCGUUUUGAGAAGACGUUCGACCCUGAGGAGUUUAAGUUUGGACUGAGGAGGAAGGAUAAGUUCAGCAUAGACACGACCCCGAGCAUCUUAGCCAAGCUCCAGAGCACGGACCUAAAAUCUGGCCUCAAGCCUGCCAGGGCUAGUGUGACUGACAGGAGUAUGCUGCUCAGUAGCCUGGACACACACUCUCGCCUCAAGGACCAGGCCCCCGUCAAAGAUGAGGGGGAGGUCAGGGAGGAGAAAGAUGACCAGAUUAGAGUGAAGUCUCGCCUACAGGGGAGCUGUGUCUUCAGCAGCCUCGCAUCCUCUAUCAGAGGGAAGAGGAAUGGAGUUCAGAAGCAGGAAGGACGCACUAACUCUGAGGAAGUGUCACCCAGCGAGGCUCCCAGGCUGAGUCCACCUUUAUCCAAGCCUCCCCCUCAAAGCCCGACUGCCACAGCUCCACACAGAGACACGCUGGCCAAACAGAGCUCUGCCCCGAGCACCAGAGAGGAAGCCCAGGCUGCCGAGGCUGUGGUCAGUGACUCAGGCCCUCCACUUCCCUCGUUUAACGACAUCAAGCUGCCUGACUAUUUAGAGAAGUACCUCCCCCGAGAACCGGCAAAACCAGCACAGAGCACACAAGGACAGGAACCAGUCAAAAGCGAGGUUAUUGGAAAAAUGUCAACCUCGGGAGAUGAGACUGAAGCUUUGCAGCCACGUCCGCUGCUUCCUGAUGCCACGCCUCCAUCUUUUCCCGGGAUUCCUCCACCCACACACCCUACACUCCAUGAGCUGAAGCAGCCUCCAGCUCAGCCACAGGGGAUACUUGGUAAACAUAUAAGAAUUGCCAAGGGAUUUCACAAGCGCCCUGGAAAGAUGGUGCUGUUUGAGAAGGCUCAGUUCAGUGGUCAGGUGUACGAGGUUCACAGGGACGUAGCAGACGCAACCGCUCUGCAGCUCUCACCCCUCAUAUCAGCGAAGGUCGUCAGAGGAUGUUGGAUUCUCUAUGAGAAGCCUGACUUCCAGGGACGCACCAUCGCCUUGGAGGAAGGGGGCAUUGAAUUGACAAAUGUAUGGGCAGAGCCCGAGCAUGAGCCUGGGCUUGGGCCAGUGUCAAAACCACACAGCAACCCACCGAUGGUGAUCGGCUCCAUUCGACACGCUGUGUGGGAUUACAGCAUCCCCCAUAUUGAUCUGUUUACUGAACCGGAGGGCCGCGGCAGAGUAACACCUUACCACGACGACACGAUAGAGACGGGCUCAUUUGGUAUCCCACUGAGCACUGCUUCCAUCCAAGUGCACUGUGGGGUGUGGCUGGUGUUCAGUGACCCGGGGUUCCAGGGCAUGAUAGCUGUGCUGGAGGCAGGAGAGUACCCCGUUCCCGAGGCCUGGGGCUUCCCGUCACCAUUUGUCGGCUCCCUUAGACCACUUAAAAUGGGUGGAUUCAAAGUGGAGAGUCCCUGUGAGGUCAAGGCUGUGGCUUAUGAGAAACCAGGCUUUGAGGGCUCCCAUGUGGAAAUCGACAGCGACGUCUUCGGCUUUUGUGAAAGUGAAGGAGGCAUUUCUGCAGAGGGAGCAGACCUUGACUCAAAGAAACUGAAGUCUGUCGGUUCUUUAAAGAUCAUCGGAGGACUCUGGGUGGGAUACAGCGAGCCGGGCUUUGAAGGCCAGCAGCACAUCCUAGAGGAAGGAGAGUACCUGGACUGCAGGGGCUGGGGAGGCUCAGAGCAGCUGCUGUCACUGCGACCAGUACUGGCUGACUUCUUGACUCCGCACCUCAAAAUGUUCAGCGACAGAGACUUCGGCGAGCUGGGACUCAACAUUGACCUCUCGGUGCCUGUUAUUAACAUGGAAGACACGGGCUACGGCAUGAAGACGCAGUCGAUUGAUGUCAUGGGUGGCGUCUGGGUGGUGUUUGAUGAGCCAGGCUUUUGUGGCGAGCCCUACAUCCUGGAGAAGGGCCUGUAUGGAAGCCCGGAGGACUGGGGGGCACUGCAGCCCAAAGUGGCCUCAGCAAUGCCUGUUGUUUUGGAUGAUUUCGAGAACACCGCCAAGUUUAAGGUGCAGCUUUUCUCUGAACCGGGUUUUCAAGGCUCCGUCCUUGCUGUCGAGGACAGCGUGGCCUCCCUGGAGGACGGCUUCUCUGUGGCCUCCUGCAAGGUCUUGGCCGGCAGCUGGCUUGCAUUCGAAGGCCAGGACUUCGCUGGCAGGAUGUAUGUGUUAGAAGUCGGGAGCUACUCAGACCUGAGAGCAAUGGGCUGUGUCAACGCGAGCUCCUCCAUCCUGUCGCUACAGCCUGUCGGCUUUGAGUUCUCACUGCCAUCCAUUACACUGUUUGAGCGGCGUGAUCUGCGGGGGAAGAGGGUGAUUGUGACAGACGGAUCAGUCAACCUUCAGCUGGCUGGAGGCUGCAGCAGAGUCCAGUCAGUGCUGGUGGAAGGAGGCAUCUGGGUACUAUACGAGGGUAUCAACUAUCGGGGGGCUCAGAUUUUGCUGAAACCUGGCGAGGUGUGUGACUGGCAGAAGCUCAGCUGCUGGCAGAAAAUCGGAUCCCUCCGCCCUCUUCUACAGAAGCAGGUGCACUUCCGCUUGAGGAACAGACAGACCGGGCUCAUGAUGUCGGUCACCGGCGAUUUGGAUGACGUCAAGCUGAUGCGGAUCCAAGAGACAGAGGAGACCGACGGGUUCGAGCAGAUCUGGUUCUACCACUGCGGACAUCUCCACUGCAAGCUGAUGGAGGAGUGCUGCCUGGGCCCCAGUGGUAGUGUGACAAUGGCAGGAAGCCGCGUAGGUCUGAGCCCGGAACCAAACCACGUCCAGCUGUGGAGCAUCACCCCCGAGGGCUUCAUCCGCUACAACGCCACCUCUGAUCUGGUCCUGGAGGUCAAAGGGGGUCAUCACUACGACAAAAACCUAGUGAUUCUAAACACACUUGAUCCAAAUAAACUACAACAAAGGUGGAACGUGGAGAUUAUAUGAGAGUAUACGAGCUGCUGGACUGGAUCCCUUGACUGACUGGAGGCAGGGCUCCACCAAGGGCUGUGUUACGCAGCUGUGAGAGGAGCGCUCGAGGUCGAGGUACGACAUUGGAGAUGAUCGACCUUUGCCGCAGGAGAACAAAUUUCCAAUGAGGAGGUCAACAUGGAGGAGCUGAAGUGUGGAUAAACCCGUAAGAAUGUAUUAAUGCCCAGCCUGAACUUUAAACACUUUGCGUUUUACACUUCCAGUAAUAAAUCCUGAUGUUUAUUUUGUGUCUUUUUGAAUGAAUGUUUGCCUGAUGUUAAUUAACUUAAACAGUGUUAACACGUCUUUUUCUUUUUUUUAAUGCAAUGUCCUGUUAUAUUUAAUGGCUUUA